This is a messenger RNA of Moneuplotes crassus, 2558 nucleotides long. The record is from the annotation of a GenBank genome assembly. Lineage: Eukaryota; Ciliophora; Spirotrichea; Euplotida; Euplotidae.
UUUAAAUAUGAACAAUCUGAGAGAAGAAGAUAAUUCUUAUCAAAGUGAUCAGGACAGCCUGAAUUCAAGUGACAAGGAAGGACCUAUCUCUGAUACGAAGAAUCGCAUGAUAAAAGAAGAGGAAGGACAGCCAGAACCAGAGAACACCACAAUAUGUGUGAGAGUUAAGACAAUGGAUGAACAAGAGAAGAGAUUUCAAAUGAGCCUUGAAGAUAAAAUAUCAGACCUUAAGACGAAGAUUUUAGAUGAUUUGGAGAUUCCUAUUGAACGUCAAAGACUCAUAUACAUGGGCAAGCAACUAAAAGAUAAUCUAACCCUUCUUGAAUGCAAACUAAAAGAUGACUCAUGCAUUUUAUUAGUUGCAAAUAGAGCUCAGAAUAGGAAUGAGCCCCCAAGAAGAGCUCCAGAGAAUCAAGAACAAUCUUCUCAAAAUGAUGGAGAAUUUGGUGCCUUCCUACUUAAUGCUCUAAAUGAAUCUGCGCAAAUGAGGAGGAAUAGAAGAUUAUUGUUUCAACAAAAUGCUAGUUCUUUCUUGAGAAAUAUCAGACUUAAUAUUAAUGAAAGCAGGGAGGCAAUCACACAAAAUAUUGCAUCCACUCAAUUGCUUCUAGAUACUAGAACUGAAGUAGAAGAGCUUAAAACUCUCCAGCCAGAUGUAUCUAACUCAAUGAAUUGCUUUGACUUUGAGAAGAGACAUCUCAAAGUAGGUCAAUGGGUAGAUGUCAAAGAUACAAUAAAUCAAUGGCUUGAAGCUCAAGUAGUAGAGAUUAGAGAUAAUAGAGCAUAUGUUCAUUAUAACGGAUGGGGGACCCGAUGGGAUGAGUGGAUCCAGAUUGACUCCCCUAGGAUAGCUCUCUUCAGGACUCACACAAUCCAAGCUGCAACUAGUCAAUAUUUGAGUCCAUGACCAAACAAUCCUCCCGAUUCGGCUGAAAACGUAUCUCUCCGUACUGAAAAUGAUACAAAUCUGGAUAACUUAGAAAAAGUUAUCGAAUUGUCAUCAAAGUCGCUUUCUUUGAUGAAAAAGCUGAAAAGCUUAAAGAAAAAGUACAAUAAAAGAGUCAAGUUACAAAAAGAGAAGAAGUAUCAAGCCACUUCAAAAGCUCUUGAGAAAAUUCAUGAAGAAAAAAUGAAAGAAGAAAUUGACAAAGAAGAUGAAGAGUUUGAACGAAUGAAUUUCAAAGAAAUGGCUACAGAAAACUCUCUGCUAAACCAACAGAUAAUGAUAUUAUCUGGCCAAUUAGCACCUAUUAUGGAUAGGGUUGGCCGAAUGUACACUGAUUUCUCUCCUCAUUUACUUCACAGUGUAAAUAACUACAACGGAAACAUCAACAGCAGUAACGUCAACAACAGAGAUAGGAACACUCACGAGAAUGCUGAAAGAAGCAGAACCCAUCACCCAAGAAGAAGAGAAAGACUUAGAAGUGAAGAUAGCGAAGAAAGCUCUGAUGAUGACUUCUCUAGAAGAGACAGUGAUGAAUCUGACAAUGAGGAUAGAGACAAUACCCAACAAGAAGGACAACAGAGAGAUAGAAGAGAAGAUAGUCAUGAAAUCAGAAAUAGAUUAAGGUCUAUUUCAAGCACAAUCAGUAGGAUUAGAUCUUCUAUCAGCUCAAUGAGAUCUUUAAUAUUUAAUAAUGUUGAAGAAGACAAUGAAUCUAAUAAUAAUGAAUCCAGAAAUGAAGAAAGAGAAGAAAGAAAUGUUGCUGUGAACGCACAAAUCCCAGUGAUUUCUUCACCAGGAGACAUUGCAUCAGUACAUAGUAGACUUAAUAGAUUUAUUAAUGGAUUGACAAUUGAUCAAGGAUCACUUGAUAGAAUGCUAGAUAGACAAGCAAUGAAUGGAAUGGAAACAGAAGGAUUUAUUAGUAGCUUAGCAAAUAGAAAUAAUCCAGGGCAGAAUUCAAACGGAUCAAGAAACCCAAGAGAUGAUUCAGGAAAUAAUCCAACAGAGAAUCGUCAAGAGAAUCCUUCCCAAAAUAAUGGAGAAAGAAUUAAUAGAGAAGGGCAAAGAAGGAAUCAGAAUACUGAAAUAAAUCAUGACCACAAUCAUAUUCAUGACCACCAUCAUCACACUUCUCCAAAUCUAUUUGAUCUCCUAGGCCCAGCCGGAAACGGCAGAGGUGGCCUUGGAAUAUUAGGAAAUAAUUUAGGAGGACUUGGUGAUGCUUCUGAUACAAUUGAGUUUCAUAUACAUGCCUUUAUGCCAAAUUCUAAUGGACCAAGUCCUCUGGCUCCUAGACAACCAGAUGUUCCUCUCCCACGCCCAGAGAAUCACCUUCCUCCUUUUGCUCCUCAGAUACCUCCUUUGCAGGCUCAAAUGCCACCUCCAGAACUGCAAGCUCCACCAAUAGGUGAGCCUCAAAGACCUGAACUAGUUGAUGCAUCUACUUCUGCAGAUCCUCCUCAAAUGAGAUCCACAUCUGUUCAGACUGAAGGAAUCAGGAUAAGAAGAGAUAGGAGAGAAAGAAACAGAGAAAAUGGAACUACCUUCAAUAAAAAUCCUUUCAGCCGUUAAUUCCAAUUAUUAAUAAAUUUCCAUAGUGAUUUUUAAUUUG